GUGACAGACACGGGAGAGAGGAGGGACACCUUGUUGACCCAUCUCUCUUAGUACAUUUGCUACCGCGCCACAAUGUCACUGCCGAGGCUGCAAACUGAGUGGGAAGAGACUGACCAAGAAUAUCAACAAUUACAGGAAACUCACAAAGUAUAUAGACAAAAACUUGAGGAACUAACCAACCUUCAGGCAACAUGCAGCAGUGCCAUCAGUAAACAGAGAAAAUGCCUAAAAGACCUAAGGCACAGCCUGGCGAAAUGUGUUCAAACAUGUGAUGAGAAAGAAUUAAAACGAGUAACGGACAUCCAAAUGCAAAUCAAAGAGAAAGAAAAUGUCUUCUUUGAUAUGGAAGCAUAUUUGCCUAAGAAGAAUGGGUUGUAUCUAAAUUUGGUCCUUGGCAACGUAAAUGUAACACUUCUCAGCAACCAGGCAAAAUUUGCCUACAAAGAUGAGUACGAGAAGUUCAAGCUUUGUAUGACAAUAAUUCUGAUGUUUGGGGCCAUAACCUGCCUCUUCUUUCUCAAUUAUCGUGUCACAGAUGAAAUCUUCAACUUUUUGCUGGUUUGGUACUACUGCACAUUGACCAUAAGGGAAAGCAUCCUCAUGAGCAAUGGCUCUAGGAUUAAAGGGUGGUGGGUGUCACACCAUUAUGUAUCCACCUUUCUGUCAGGUGUUAUGCUUACCUGGCCAGAGGGGCCCAUGUAUCAGAUGUUUAGAAGCCAAUUUCUAGCUUUCUCCAUCUAUCAAAGCUUUGUUCAGUUCCUCCAGUAUUACUACCAGAGUGGCUGCUUGUACAGGUUGCGAGCUUUGGGAGAGAGAAAUCAGCUGGAUCUCACAGUGGAGGGAUUUCAGUCCUGGAUGUGGAGAGGCCUCACUUUUCUUUUGCCAUUCCUCUUUUUUGGCCAUUUCUGGCAGCUGUACAACUCAGUGACCCUGUUUCGCUUGGCAGGACAUGACGACUGUAAGGAGUGGCAGGUAUUUAUGCUGGCACUGACAUUUCUUGUCCUGUUCCUGGGGAAUUUUCUCACCACGGUAAAAGUUGUUCACCAAAAAUUUCAGAAAAACCAAGAGAAAGUACAGAAGAAUGACUGAGAAAGAGCUUUAGAAGACCACUCAAGUUUUCCAGACGGCCAGUAACUUUGAAGCAAACGAUGACACGUACAGUUGUUUAACAGACUGACCACUUUAAGACAGUGCCAGGAGAACAUAAAGCUGAGCCCACUGUUUCUCUCAGGCUUUGAUGGCAGCAGCAACAUCUAGCCAAAGUAUUUGUUGAACAGGCUUUUGCUUUCUUAUGACUUCAUGUUGUCGUUGCUGCACACCCAACUUUUACACAAAGUUGUAUUCACCCGACAGAUGAACCACUGGAAUCCUUAAGUCUGUCACUCUAUUCUGUAGAUGGAAAGUGACAGAGUGUGUUUUAUUUGGGUGUUUAUGUUUGUGUCAGUGCAUGAAUCUGUACAAGAGCCUCUUGUUCAAAUGAUAUGCAACAUCGGGUAGGUAGCAUCGAUUCAUCAGAACAGUAGAGUUUGCCUUUGAAGACUGAAGUCUGUCAUGUAGAUACUUCAUACUUCUGUGAAGUAGUAGUGGUCAACCUGUCUCUCUGGGUGGAACAAAUUUGACUACAUACAGUAUGGCACAGCGUUCCAUUAUUUGUAUAGUCCAGCUUUUUAUAUAUGUUGUGCUUAACUCCCUGUUGCGCUUUUUGCAGUGUUCCUUUUUUUUUUUUUUUUUUUUUUUUACUCAUCUUGACAAUAUCAGAUGUGGAUCCAUAAAUUUUAAUACACUAAAUCACACACACAAAGAAACCAGACAGCUUUUUGCCCACCACUGUGGUUCCAGCAACACUGGUAGUUCCUUCAGGUGGUCGUCACAAAGCCAUAGAUUUUUGGUACUAUCCAAAGUGUGAUCAUGGUUAUUUCUCAAAGCCCAGCUAACUGUUGAAAGGAAAUCUUCAUUUCUAAUUCUUAGCAGGAGUUAUACUGUAUAUCACAGCAUUGCUCAGUUGUCAUUUUCCUGAUGCUAACAAAUCAUAAUUUGAAUGUGGGUUGUUUUUCUUACUGGUGGUCAAAGAAAUGUUGAAAUCCAGUUUAAACUUAAAAUGCAUAUACAGAGAUUACUGUGCUGAGAACAGCUGUUCCCAUCAUGUAAGGUUUGUUAAAAAUGUAUCAAGAUCAAAAUGCUGCUAUUGGCACUGGUAUUUCAAGACUAUUCAGAAAGAUGACAAAUGUGCUGGAUUGUUAUUUUUGUAAUUGCCACCAAUAAACAUCAUUAAUUUUUUGUAUCAGUUAA
Molecule: messenger RNA, 2289 nt
Organism: Myripristis murdjan (pinecone soldierfish)
Lineage: Eukaryota; Metazoa; Chordata; Actinopteri; Holocentriformes; Holocentridae
Gene: tmem120b
Product: transmembrane protein 120B
Exons: 12
Coding region: 73-1089 (338 amino acids)
Biological process (GO): fat cell differentiation
Cellular component (GO): membrane
Source: RefSeq, a predicted model, not a curated record